CCCUUUGAAGCAUUAUUCUAGGCAGGCAUCGUUUGCAUCAAGAUAGAAUUAGACAUUAUUAUAAAAUAAAAAAAAUAAAAGCUUUUUAAGUGGACCAAACAUGCAAAAAUACCAAAAUGCAAGGGCAUAUGUACAAAUACUCACAAAUUUCACCAAUGCUAUUUGUAUGGCAUUGAUGAAUCAACAAAGAAGACACUCAGAGGAGAGCUGUUUGUCCUGUUUCAGCUUUUGGUCUCCUCUCUCUCCACCCCUAUAUAUACUCAUUACUCAUUUUUCCAAAUUUUUCUGAAACCCUCUCUUUCUCUCUCUCGCGAUUUGAUUCGACUCGACUUGAAUCAAUCGAUAAUACGCUUCAGCUUCAUAUAACGGUUGUGACCUGUUGUUUGUGAAAAUGGCGACUGGAGCUGUUCCAGCGUCGUUUACGGGACUGAAGAGCAGGGACCAUGGCUUAGGAUUUGUGAAAAGCAUGGAUUUUGUGAAAGUUUGUGACUUGCAGCGGGUUAAGUUUCGUCGAACCAAGGUAUCAGUGAUUAGAAACUCGAAUCCUGGCUCUGAAAUUGCUGAACUUCAGCCUGCAUCAGAAGGGAGCCCUUUAGUAGUUCCUAGGCAAAAGUAUUGUGAAUCCAUACAUAAAACUGUCAGGAGGAAAACCCGUACAGUGAUGGUUGGGAAUGUGGCUAUUGGAAGCGAGCAUCCUAUAAGAGUUCAAACGAUGACCACAACAGACACCAAGGAUGUUGAUGCAACAGUUGAACAGGUGAUGAGAAUAGCUGAUACAGGAGCAGAUAUUGUUCGGAUAACGGUGCAAGGGAAGAGAGAAGCAGAUGCAUGUUAUGAAAUUAAAAACUCCCUUGUUCAAAAGAAUUAUACCAUACCUCUGGUGGCAGACAUUCACUUUGCCCCCUCUGUUGCAUUGCGAGUUGCUGAAUGCUUUGACAAAAUUCGUGUCAACCCUGGAAACUUUGCUGAUAGGCGAGCUCAAUUUGAACAGCUGGAGUAUACAGAAGAUGACUAUCAGAAAGAACUUGAGCAUAUCGAGCAGGUUUUUACUCCGUUGGUUGAGAAAUGUAAGAAAUAUGGAAGGGCAAUGCGCAUUGGAACCAACCAUGGGAGCCUUUCAGAUCGUAUCAUGAGCUACUAUGGGGAUUCUCCUAGGGGAAUGGUAGAGUCUGCCUUUGAAUUUGCAAGAAUUUGUCGGAAGUUGGACUUCCAUAAUUUCCUCUUUUCGAUGAAAGCAAGCAAUCCAGUUGUGAUGGUCCAGGCAUACCGUUUGCUUGUAGCUGAAAUGUAUGUUCAAGGAUGGGAUUAUCCAUUGCACUUGGGAGUUACUGAAGCUGGUGAAGGUGAGGAUGGACGGAUGAAAUCUGCAAUUGGCAUCGGAACCCUUCUUCAGGAUGGUUUGGGUGAUACCAUCAGGGUCUCCCUUACGGAACCUCCAGAAGAGGAAAUAGACCCAUGUAGAAGGCUGGCUAAGUUUGGUAUGAAAGCAGCUGAACUUCAGCAAGGGGUGGCUCCAUUUGAAGAGAAGAACAGGCGGUACUUUGAUUUCCAACGCAGAACUGGUCAAUUACCAGUACAAAAGGAGGGCGAAGAGGUGGAUUAUAGAGGCGUGCUGCACCGUGAUGGCUCUGUUCUCAUGUCUGUUUCCAUGGAUCAGUUGAAGACACCUGAACUCCUCUACAAAUCACUGGCAGCUAAGCUUGUCGUCGGCAUGCCAUUUAAGGAUCUAGCAACUGUGGACUCAAUCUUAUUGAGAGAACUUCCACCAGCAGAUGACAAUGAUUCUCGGCUAGCUCUCAAGAGGUUGAUAGAGAUUAGUAUGGGGGUUAUAGCUCCUUUGUCGGAGCAACUGACGAAGCCAUUACCCAAUGCCAUGGUCCUGGUAAAUCUCAAGGAAUUAUCAUCUGGUGCUUACAAGCUUUUGCCAGAAGGUACGCGCUUGGUUGUGUCUGUUCGCGGAGAUGAGCCUUAUGAAGAUCUGGAUAUCCUUAAAAAUGUUGAUGCCACAAUGGUUCUUCAUGAUCUACCUUAUACAGAGGACAAAAUCAGCAGAGUUCAUGCUGCUAGGAGGUUAUUUGAGUUUCUUUCAGAGAAUGCUCUGGACUUCCCUGUAAUUCACCAUAUACAGUUCCCCAAAGGAAUCCACAGGGAUGAUUUAGUCAUUGGUGCUGGUAGCAAUGCAGGAGCCCUUUUAGUUGAUGGUCUUGGAGAUGGCGUUCUAUUAGAAGCCCCAGAUCAGGACUUCGAUUUUCUUAGAAACACGUCUUUCAAUUUGCUACAAGGUUGCAGAAUGCGGAAUACAAAGACGGAAUAUGUCUCAUGUCCAUCCUGCGGUAGGACUCUAUUUGACCUUCAAGAGAUUAGCGCGCAAAUAAGAGAGCAAACAUCACACUUGCCUGGUGUUUCUAUUGCCAUCAUGGGUUGCAUAGUAAAUGGACCUGGGGAGAUGGCUGAUGCAGAUUUUGGGUAUGUUGGUGGUGCUCCAGGAAAGAUUGACCUUUACGUUGGGAAGAUGGUGGUAAAGCGGGGAAUUGAGAUGGAGCACGCAACUGAUGCCUUGAUCCAGCUUAUAAAAGAUAAUGGCCGAUGGGUAGACCCGGCUGCAGAAGAAGAUUAAGAUUGGGCAAUACAAUUGGCAUAUAUGGGAAUAAAAAUGUGGCCAAAAUGGAGGUAUCAUCAUCAUACAAAUUGUUGUUACUUGUAUAUGAGGGUUCUGCAUAUCUGAGGGGUUAAUGCUGCACUGUAAACACAGCAGUACCUUAUGAAUAAUUUUGCCCCAGAAGGGCUGCAACACAGACUUGCAAUGGAUGCAUGGUAUGUUAUUUGUCGUAGCAUUAUACAUGUAUUGUUGUUACUCUCAAAUGAAAGAACACAACACUUGCAGUUUUUUCUA
This is a messenger RNA of Camellia sinensis, 2893 nucleotides long. RefSeq names its product 4-hydroxy-3-methylbut-2-en-1-yl diphosphate synthase (ferredoxin), chloroplastic. The record is from RefSeq and is a predicted model, not a curated record. Gene Ontology annotation, molecular function: 4-hydroxy-3-methylbut-2-en-1-yl diphosphate synthase activity (ferredoxin); iron ion binding. Lineage: Eukaryota; Viridiplantae; Streptophyta; Magnoliopsida; Ericales; Theaceae. Gene Ontology annotation, cellular component: chloroplast. Gene Ontology annotation, biological process: isopentenyl diphosphate biosynthetic process, methylerythritol phosphate pathway; terpenoid biosynthetic process.